This is a messenger RNA of Ornithodoros turicata, 7126 nucleotides long. It is a transcript of the gene Dlg5, whose product is annotated as disks large homolog 5-like. Gene Ontology annotation, molecular function: protein binding. The transcript is spliced from 26 exons. Gene Ontology annotation, cellular component: plasma membrane. Gene Ontology annotation, biological process: negative regulation of hippo signaling. The record is from RefSeq and is a predicted model, not a curated record. Lineage: Eukaryota; Metazoa; Arthropoda; Arachnida; Ixodida; Argasidae. The coding region runs from base 452 to 5599 and encodes 1715 amino acids.
CUGCUCCCUACGUCCCUACUCUCGUCUUCACUCGUUCUUCAGCGCAGCUUAAUUUUGUGUUGUUUUUGUGGUUGUGGUGCUCGGAUCUCGGUGCUACUUGAGGAUAGGAUCCGCACAUAUUAACUGUAUUUACUUUUGAGCUCCAUGAUGUGCGUUUGCUUGUGAUCUGUUGCGUCUUUCCUGAGUACGAUGACUUCUCAUUGCUUGUGCAAGUGCUUCCGUGUCCCAGCUGACAUGGCGGGGCUUAUCCCUCACAGUGUAGGUUUUGAGAGCGGUCACCAGCAUUUCUUUCUCACGUAAUGUGGUUUACGUGAAUCAGCGUUGUCAUUUGACAUGAUCUCGGACGAAAAAACACUCGUUCCUUCUCAAGAAGUGUUCCGUACUUACGAUCGAGUAUUGCUUCGUUUGGAGUCGUAGCUCGAUUGCAAGUGUGCUCAAAUUAGGAAUAGAAAUGUUUCUCGGCGGUUCUAACAAAAGUUCAGCAGGUGGCAGCGAGGAGGCACCUAGUGUGUCCUUGGGACACGCAAAGACAGAUUGUCUGCUGACAUCAGGCGGCGAUCUGCCUCGCAGGGAUCUCCGUCAAGUGCAUGCUGACACCGACGGCCUUUAUAGACGCCUGACCAUGAGUGGAGACCCCUUUAGUUCAUCUCUCGGAAAAGUGCAUGCCAGCUCAAGCGACUGGUCUCUGAGUUCUUGUAGAGACUAUGACUACCACCAGCUUGUUGCCAACGAUGUUCCUGUUAAGCUUGAGCCAGAAUUCUACCACGCAAAGCACAAAAGUGCGCCAGAGUGGCAAGAGGUGCUGCUGAUCAAGAAAGAGAACAACGACCUUCACGCUGAGAAACGGCACCUUGAACAGGAGGUCGCUCGUCUCCAGAGGAUAGUGGAAGAUAACCAGAAGGAUCUCUCUGAUUUGCACCGCCAGCAACAAGAAACGCUCAUGGAUCCAGUCGGAGGUGAAGCUGCUUACAGGCAGAAGUGCAAGGCCUUGAAGGACGAGUACGAUGCCUUGCACAAGCGCUAUGCGGACCUCACGGCAGCUCACAGCGCUCACAUGUCCAAGCUGGAGCUGUGUCAAGAAGAGCUCCAGCGGCUCAAGAAGAGUGCAGACGAGGCCAUAUUGGAGCGAAACGCUGCACUCCGCGAACGUACAGGCCUCCAGCAACAGUGUACGGCGGCCAUUCGUCAGUGGGACAAUGCCCUGCGAGAGCGCAACGAGGCUCGUGAACAGCUCUCUAAGGUGCAACAGCAGAGGGACGAGGCCAUGAAAGAGAUAAAUCAAGCGAUGGCCGUGCGUAUCAAGGCAUCGAAGGACCUAACUCGUCUGACUGAAGAAAGAAAUGCAGCCGUGCAGGAAUACACGCUCAUCAUGUCUGAGCGAGACUCUGUUCACAAGGAGAUCGAGCGACUCCAGGAGGAGCUGCAGGAAAGCCAAAAGAAAAUGCGGCUCCUCGAAACAAAUCAUAAAGCGUCACUGGAUGAGAUGGAGAGCUUAAAGCGGGAGAUUGCUUCCGCCCUUCAAGACAGAGACCGAGCGUUAAAGGAGUUGAAUGAACUGCGAGAAAAACACUCCAAGAACUCGUCAGAAGAAGAUCCUUCUCGUGACGGAACGAGGAAAGACCUGCCCGCAGCUGGUAGCUUAGGUGACCUCAACCAGGCCAAUCAGGAGAUCGAAAACUUGAGGAGAAACAUGGAGCGCCUGCAAGCAGAGGUUGCCGAGGCUCAGCAAGAGGCAGAAGUAUGCCGGCGUCGUAGGGACUGGGCUUUCAGUGAGCGGGACAAGAUUGUGCUGGAACGGGAAAGCAUUCGUACGCUGUGCGAUAAGCUGCGCCGAGAGCGGGACCGUGCUGUCAGUGACUUGGCAGAAGCCCUCAGGGACUCGGAUGACAUCAAGCGUCAGCGCAAUGAGGCAUCCAAGGAACUCAAGGAGCUCAAGGAGAAGAUUGAAGCACAGCUCGAAAAGGAGUCCCGCAUGAAACAGCUCAACUCCGUUGGGAAUAACCACAGCCGCGAUUCUGCCAUCGACACUGAUCUGCAGGAGUGGGAGACAGAAGUCAAGGAAGUACAUAUUAGGCACGAUGGCGAUCUUGGCUUUGAUCUGUCUGGUGGGAAAGAGGACCUGCAGGGCUCCUUCCCAAUCGUUGGUGCAGUAAGCAAGGGGGGCCCUGCAGAUGGGAAGCUGUGCAUUAAUGACUGGAUCGUCAAAAUAAAUGGCCACGAUUUGGCCGGUAUGGAAAAACGAUCCGUCUACGAGGCACUGCACGCUUCCAAGGGAUCGCUCACCCUCCUGGUGCGACGAAAGAGGCAGAUGAGCAGCCGUGGUGUAGUGGUUGUACAACUCAACGUGGGUGCUGAGCAUGGCUUGACACUGGACACAGGUCUCUACGUCAGCCGCAUGAGCCCAGGCUCAGUGGCAGCAAGAGAAGGAACAAUUGCCAUUGGAGAUCGCAUUCUUUCGAUAAACGGAAAAGCAGUGGACGACCCAAGGAAGGCCACAGAGUGUCUCGACAAUGCCACAGCUCCCGUUCAACUCCAGCUGGUAAAAAGUACUGGCGGUUCUCCAUCAGGCUCUACAACAAGUGGACACAGCUUGGGAGACAAGGCAUCCCCUGUGUGCCAUGGUCCGACGCCUCAAGAGGAAAAGAUGUUUACGUCAUGUUCCGUACAAACUGAAGGUCUGACGGAAAACGGCAAGGUGUCUCACAAGAGCAGCAAGUCUGCGCCAGGUCGGACCUCUCUGUCUGUGCAGCCAACAUUGCUGGACAAGGCAUACAACAAGAUAUUCGGCGAAAAACGCGUCAGCAAAGAGAAGAAAACCUGUACGCUACAUCCCAGCGAGCGCGAUCCCAUUGAGGAGCUGGAUUCCGUGCUGGAGUGCCAUAGCAAGCCCAUGAAGAAAUCGUCGGGGCGGCACGAGAACAAUGGAGGCACCUGGCCCAAGUACCGCGGCCCUCCGUUACAGCUCAACGAGGUGGGCCUCAACACGCUUCAACCACACAAGCGUAAGGAACGCAAAUCUCUGGCGUCGUUUACGAAGCAGCAGCCGUUUGUGGACUUCUCCGCGGAGCUGACGUCCCCUUCGAGCGGCAACUGCACCUCGAGCUCCGGGUCUUAUACGUCUCCGGGAAGCCCCGUCAAGGUCGCCUCUGGCGUGCAGCAGAGCUCGGAGCGCGCUCCGCUGCACUACGGGACCCCCGAGGACCGUCUGGACUACUCUGUGGUGUCGGCGCACAAAGACGUCCUGGAGAUGUACCAGAACCGCGGGAAAGGGCGGCCCAGGUCCGCGCACUACACGCGAGAGCAGUACGUCAAGUCUGGCGGUUACGGUGACACACUGCUUCCCAGUCACGUGCACCAGGCCCUCCGCGGGCCCAUGUACUCGCGGGUGCACCCGCACGCGUGCUAUCCCUCGUACGCGUCCCGCAGCGGCGACUCCAUACUUGCAGGACCGGACGUCGUCGAGGGGCCGAUGGAUCCGCGCUACAUCGGGAAAGAAGGGAGUCGGUACACCCCCUCUCCGUGUCCGUCGCAGUACAGCUUCUGCGGAACGUCCCCGACGCACAGUCUGGACUUUCCGCAGCACUUCCAUCCCAAGAGGCUCGUCCCUGCCCACGUGCACAGCAUGCCGUACAGGGUGGAAGAACCUUACGUGCAGCCGACUGCGACGUACGACGGGCUGGCAACCUUUCCGAAGCGGAGUCAGCGGAUUCGGAUUCCCUCGACGCCGAGUGUGACGUCAAAGUCGUCUGCGGGGAAGGUGUCGACGAGCUCCAUCGAGAAGGCACCUUCACUUUCUGACCGGGGCAGUCCAGCUUUCACGGUGGAGCUGCUCACACCCAACGGAUCGCGUACCAUUACGGAGCUGCGGAACAAACGGCGUCCUAAGCAGGGAGACAUGCGUCGCAUAGUAAUUGAGAAGAGUCUGGAGCCGCUGGGCAUCCAGAUAAAAUGCGGUGCUGGCGGAACCAUAUUUGUGUCCUCUGUUUCGGAAAACAGCUUGGCAGCACAGGCUGGCCUGCAAAUCGGUGACCAACUGCUUGAGGUAUGUGGAAUAAACAUGAGAAACGCAACCUACCAGUUGGCUGCCAAUGUUCUGCGCCAGUGCAGAGACAGCAUCACUAUGCUGGUGCAGUUCAAUCCCGACAAAUACAGGGAGGUAGCGUCAGACAAUGAAAGCUCGAGUGACGAGAAGUCUCCCGUACAAUCCCCCUCUCCGAAGAUGCGGCAUUCCAAUCGACCCGACCUGAUCCGAAUUUCGAACGAUGAUAUUCCCAGCUCGGCCACAUCAACCCUGACUAGGCAGAAACAGCCUGGCAUUAGCACAAAGGGUUCCAGGGCAGAGCCACGAGUUGUCGUUUUGAGGAAAGCCACGUCGAACCUGGGUAUCACCCUGCUGGGAGGCAAUGCCGUCGGAAUUUUUGUACACUCCGUCCAAGACGACUCUCCUGCCAGUGGUCCUGGUGGUCUCCGAACUGGCGAUCAGAUUUUAGAAUACAAUGGCACAGACUUAAGAAAUGCAACUGCGGAAGAAGCAGCGUACGAGCUCGCAAGGCCUGCAGACAAUGUGAAAAUUCUUGCUCAGUAUGAUCCGAACAGGUACACGGAGAUCCAGGACCAACCGGGCGAUUCCUUUUACGUGCGUUCACUAUUUGAUCGAGCGUCCAUAGAUGGUUCCUUGGCCUUUCAUAAGGACGACAUCCUCCACAUCGAUAACACCAUGUACAAAGGGGUUCCAGGCCAAUGGAGGGCUUGGCUGCUAGACCAGGAUGGUCAGAAAGUUCGAUGCGGAUUCGUGCCCAGCAAGUACAAAGCGGAGGAAGAGCUACUGAUGAAGCGCAGCUUGCUCGACCUCGACGACGGAAGCGGACGUAGGGGCUCAACCUCAGCACGGCGCAGUUUCUUCCGCCGCAGGAGACAUCACCGCUCGCGCGACGGCAAGGAACUGGCUUCCUUCUCGGACGUCUCCAUCAACAGCUGCAGCGAUUCGGCGGGCACCCUCGCGGAAGACCUGCCGCCGACAUACCUCCGCGUGGACCGCAUCAACUAUCCCAGUCUGCGGCCGGUGAUCCUGGUGGGACCCCUGCAGGAGGCCGUGGUGGACAAGCUGGAGCAGGAUUUCCCUCACCUUUUCCAACGCUGUGUUCCAGAAGCGACGCGGGCGAGCCUGCAGACAUUGGAACGCAGUCUGCAGGACCUUGAAAUAGUUGAUUUCCGCAGGAGGGGAUCUCACUUUGAAUGCGUCACAAUGGCCGCGAUCCAGACCAUCAGUCAAAAGAUGUGCCACGGAUUUCUAGAUGUCAGUCUGUCCGCCGUAGAGAGGUUAAACAAAUGCCAUAUUUUUCCUAUUGUCAUAUUUAUAAAGUUCAAGACAACAAAGCAGAUCAGGGAAGUGAAAGACUCGACCUACCUCACUGAGAAGGUCACAACUAAGGCAGCAAAGGAGAUGUAUGAGCAUGCAUUGAAAAUCGAGAGCGAACACAAGCAUUUGAUCAGUGCCGUGAUUCCCGGCAGCAACUUGGCUUACAUGUGCACCCAGGUAAAAAUGUGCGUGGAUGACGAACAGAACAAGGCCCUGUGGAUCCCCUCUGGAACGCUUUGACAUGCUCUCAACUUAUGUGUUUCUACAAUGUGAUUUCCACAAGGAAUGUGUUACGACAAGCGCAUCAAAGACACUUCUUUCUCAUCACCUUUUUAAAAACCUUUCCUAUUUUAGAACGGUUGUGAUAGCAGUUGUUGGAAUGCAGCAGGGCCUCGUCAUAGUUAAGUGUUUUUCCGGUGAGAACCAUAACAUUUUUUGUAAUAGUUUUACUGCAGGGUUGAGGUGGAGAAAGUAGUUUCCACCUCCUUGGGUUGUGUAUAUUCUGUUGUGUGUACUGGGUCUUGUCCAACCCGGGUACAAAGUGAGGGUUGUUAAUGUACAGUUCCAGACAAGCUUGACCGACGCGUGAGGUCUGUCGUCAGCUUUUUACGUUUCGAUGAACUUGAAAGGCGAAUAUCGAGAUCAUUAUUAUUUUAUUAUUAUUAUUAUUGUCAGGUUGCUCACAGGAGGUAAUGCUUGAUUCUUGUUACAGCAUUAUAGCUUUUUCUGUAAUUUAUUUUCUGGGAAGUUGUUACUGUAUCAAAAUUGUAUAAAUGUGCUGCGGAACAUUCCACAGCACAUUGGCAUGCUGUGUAUAGUUGCAAGCAAUCAACGUCACAUUUUUCUACCAUUUCGUGGGCCCCGAACCCCUCGACUUCAACGAGCAGUCUAUGUUGACUAUACCUCUUGAUCUCUGGUCAGAUGUGUUGUUGAAGUUUAUAAAUCUGACGAGUCGCUGUUUGCUCACAUUAAAGGGGUGUGCGAGGGUGGUGUGUCAUGCAGACGAGUUGGCAACAAAGCGUAAUCUAUUACAUUAAUAGUGAUGUAACUCGACACAAUGCAAACUGUGAUGAAGCAAACCCGUGCCAAAAAUGCAAAAAGCCAAAACUGUGAAAAAAGGACAGAUUCCUCGUUAAAAAAAAAGUAUAAAACGGCAUUUACAACAUAGGACAUUAGGCCUAUCUCUAUUUUCAUGGCAAUUACACUGGUCUUUGACUGGUAGACAGUUUCAUUAUAUCACGUUUGUACUUGUGCCAAGUUUCAGUAGUAAGGUGUGCAUGAUGCAUCGACGGCUUUGCGUGACAAACACUUUUUGUAGGAAUAUGGAGUUUAUCACAAACAGAGGAAAGGGAACUGCCUUUAGUAGUGGGAAGUCUUGCAUUCUGUCUGCCAUGUGAUGGUUUACUAUAAUGAAGUUCUACUGCAUUGUACUAAGGAAUAAGAGAGGCAGCUACUGGGUUGUAGUCAUCCCCGCCCCAGUUGCUUUUGUAGUUUUAAUAUAUGCAUAAGAAGUAUAUAAAUAUAUAUAUAUAUAUACAUAAGAUCAUAUAUGUAUAUUGUUUUAUUGUCUAGAUAAAAGUGUGCAGAUUAUUGCAAGGAACUGCAUUUUGGAAGGGCUCUUACCUCUUUGAUAAUAACUGAGAUCCUUCUAAUCUCAUAAUUUUGAAAUGAGCAACUGCAUGCACCUUUUUUUUAGACUUUUUGUUGCAAUGUUGACUCCUCUCAUGUACAAAAAAAACCCUCUUGGAAUAAAAUAGUUUUGUCAUA